AUGCUGGCGGGACAGGCCCCGCCGGGCGCCGCGGGCUGCGGUCGCCUCCUGGCAGCGGCGCUGCGGCCGCUGCUGUGCGGGCUGUCGCCGUGCUGGGCGGCGGGGUGGCAGUGCCGGGGCCUGCGGGUGGCGGAGGCGGCGACGGAGGAGGCGCAGGUGGUGCAGCGGGAGAAGCGGGGCGGCGUGCCGGUGCGCCGCUACAUCGCCUGCCCGCGGCUGGCGCGCACCGUGCAGCAAUGCCUGCAGCGAGGGGCCGGCCCCCAGCCCCUCCUGCUCGAGUUCGCGCCCGGUCCUGGAAUCUUGACUCAAACUCUGCUCAAUGCAGGUAUUAGAGUGGUAGCUCUGGAAAGUAACUUAGCUUAUCUUCCAAACUUACAGUCCCUAGAGAAUAGCCUGGAUGGACAAUUAAAGGUCAUUUAUGGUGACUUCUGCAGACUGGAUCCUUUGGUGAGUGGAACACUGAAACCACCUGCCGUGUGCUCUGACAAGCUUUUUGAAACCAUGGGUGUAGCAGCAGUUCCUUGGAGGGCAGAUGUACCUCUGAGAAUUUUUGGAAUCAUGCCACACACAUUGGAAAGAAACAGACUUUGGAGGCUUCUUUUUGGCCUAUAUGAAUGCAAUUCCAUAUACAAAUACGGAAGAGUAGAACUCAACCUCUUCAUAAGUGAAAAAGAAUACAUGGUAUUAAGAGCAAAGCCUGGGGAAGCAUGGGCUUAUCAAGCACUUACUGUACUUGCGCAAAUAGGAUGUGAAAUUGAAUUACUGCACAAGGAACCUUGGUCAUCAUUUGCAACUGAUUUGAAAAAUGGGAGCCUGGCAAUACCAAAAUCUAAGUGGCUGCCAAAUGACCAUUUAUGUUUGGUACGACUGACUCCUCAGCAAAAUCUAUUUACAGGAGGCUUGAAGCCCACAAAUGCAGCUACCUUUAUUUUCAUGGUGAAACAGUGUCUUGCUAAACCUACGUCUAGACUUAGUGAUAGACUAAAUUCAUGGAGCUUGGACAAUGGUGGCAAAUUACUGAAAGCGCUAGAAAUUCCAGAAAAUGCUGCAAUGCGUGACUUGUAUCCAGAAGACUACAGGCGUCUUUUUGAGGCUUUACAAAAUUCUAGUAUGUUUACUGAAACCUGGUUCUAUGAUGAAGUCUUGGAAAGUGUAAGGACCAUAAACUUAUAAAACUAAAGCUUUUGGAAGAUCACCGUAGCUUCCGAAAGAUUACUUUGAUGAGAAACGGUUUAAAUAAAAUCACAGAUACAAUUAGCUAGAUGAUUUCCUGUCCAAACAGGAAAAUAAAUUCAGCAAGUAACAGGAGCCCUUCUGUACAGGAUGAAAGUAAUGGAUUUGCAGUUAUUUGAGCACAAUCCUAUCUGGAAUGGACAAACUUUGCAACUUUUCUGGGAACUUACUAGUCACUUGCUGCUUUUGGAUGUACAACUUAAAUGGAACUUUUUGUUACACUGCUGUAUAUUUACAACAUUUGAAAAGUUAACAGACCAAAUAAUGAUUAUUUGUCUGGUUUGUAUUUUAGUUCUUAGUGAUUUGAAUGCCUUUUGGACAGAUUACAAAAAAACAUAGGUCUUUAUAACCACUGAGUCUGCUAUAUUGUCUCGUUAUCUAAAAACCUUGCAGUCUCAAGUCAACAAAAUAUUAAUAAAUAAUUAGUGGUGUGUUACUAUAGGACAAAGUAAUGACUGCAUGAUAAAACAGUAACUGGGAGUUGCUUUAAGUAAAGAUUGUAAUAUCUGUAGGGAAAAGUUGUAACAGUUCUUUCUUUUGAAAAUAACACAGGACAAUCUGUACUGGAUUUCAAUACACAAACAGCUAUAUGUGUAUGGGGAUUAUUUUAGGUCUGAAGGUCACCAGAAUAUUCAGUGCUGUAUAAACAAUUUGGAAAAAUGAAAAUAAAAUCAUCUUAUUUGAAACCGUU
This is a messenger RNA of Corapipo altera (White-ruffed manakin), 1924 nucleotides long. It is a transcript of the gene TFB2M, whose product is annotated as transcription factor B2, mitochondrial. The coding region runs from base 1 to 1173 and encodes 390 amino acids. Gene Ontology annotation, molecular function: rRNA (adenine-N6,N6-)-dimethyltransferase activity; mitochondrial transcription factor activity. The record is from RefSeq and is a predicted model, not a curated record. NCBI's taxonomy places the organism in Eukaryota, Metazoa, Chordata, Aves, Passeriformes, Pipridae. The transcript has 8 exons. Gene Ontology annotation, biological process: rRNA methylation; transcription initiation at mitochondrial promoter. Gene Ontology annotation, cellular component: mitochondrial matrix.